Molecule: messenger RNA, 3219 nt
Organism: Puma concolor (puma)
Lineage: Eukaryota; Metazoa; Chordata; Mammalia; Carnivora; Felidae
Gene: CCDC73
Product: coiled-coil domain containing 73
Source: RefSeq, a predicted model, not a curated record
AUGGACAAUCAUUUUAAGACUGAUUCAUCAUCCUCUACCUUUGCUCUUCAAAGUUCUUCAGAGACCAUGUUUUCUAUUCAGCUAUUAGAUUUCAAAACAAGUUUGCUGGAAGCAUUAGAAGAAUUACGUAUGAGAAGGGAAACAGAAACUCAGUAUGAAGAGCAGAUUGGUAAAAUUAUUGUGGAGACACAAGAACUUAAAUGGCAAAAGGAAACUCUUCAGAAUCAAAAGGAAACAUUAACAAAGCAACACAAAGAAGCAAUGGCAGCUUUUAAAAAGCAGUUGAAAAUGAAGAUGUGUGCCUUGGAAGAAGAAAAGGGAAAAUACCAACUUGCUACAGAAAUAAAAGAGAAAGAAAUAGAAGGAUUGAAAGAAACAUUAAAAGCAUUACAGGUUUCUAAAUAUUCUUUACAGAAGAAAGUAAGUGAAAUGGAACAAAAAGUCCAGUUACAUCUUCUGGCUAAAGAAGAUCAUCAGAAGCAACUGAAUGAAAUUGAGAAAUAUUAUGCCACAAUAACAGGUCAAUUUGGAUUGGUAAAAGAGAAUCAUGGAAAAUUAGAACAAAAUGUACAGGAAGCAAUACAAUUAAACAACAGACUUUCAGCUUUAAAUAAAAAACAAGAAUCUGAAAUAUGCAGUUUAAAGAAGGAACUUAAAAAAGUUACCUCAGACUUGAUAAAGUCCAAGGUCACAUGUCAACAAGAGAUAGGAGAAGAAAACAUCCAUUUAACAAUUAAAGAACAAAAAUUUCAAGAACUUCAAGAAAGAUUCAACAUGGAAUUGGAAUUAAAUAAGAAGAUUAAUGAAGAGAUUAUGCAUAUUCAAGAAGAAAAACAGGAUAUCAUCACUUCUUUCCAACAUAUGCAGCAGUUACUUCAGCAUCAAACUGAAGUUAAUACUGAACUGGAAGCAGAGUUGAAGGUGUUGAAAGAAAAUAAUGAGACCCUUGAAAGAGAUAAUGAGCUGCAAAGGGAGAAGGUAAAAGAAAAUGAAGAAAAGUUCCUUAAUCUUCAAAAUGAGCAUGAGAAAGCACUGGGAACUUGGAAAAAGCAUGUUGAAGAACUUACUGGAGAAAUUAAUGAGAUUAAAAAUGAGUUAUCAUCACUUAAAGAAACUCAUAUUAAGUUACAAGAACAUUACAAUGAAUUAUGUCAUCAGAAGAAGUUUGAGGAAAACGAGAACUUUCAGAAUCUUCCAGAAGUAAAUACUAAAAACAGUGAAAUGUCAAUGGAAAAACCAGAAAAUACUAUCAUACAGAAAUGUAAUUCUGGACAAGAAAUAAAGACAGACACCAUGAGUUUUUGUUCAGAUACUAACUACAGAGAAAAGGAGAAGAAAGAAGACCCAUUUAUAGAAAUAAUAGAAGAUUUACAGCUUUUUGAAAAAAGCUCCAAGAAUGAAAGUGAUCCUGCUAUACCUCAGAAUGAAAAUCAAAGUGAAGUCUCCCUAAGCAAAACCCUCUGCAUAGAAAAAGAACUAAUCAGUCAAGGACAAACCUUAAAUGUUACAGACCUUAGAAAAGCAGUUACUUCAGAAAAAAAAGACAAGGUGCAUUUGGAUAAAGACAAUGAUUGUACAGAAUUUAAGUCACCAAACAAUUCAUUUUUAAUGGCAGAUAGAUCGACAGAAACAGAAAAGAUACACCUAGAAAGAACUGAAAGAUCUGAUCUUCACCAUGCAGAUAUCCACCUGGAGGUUGAAAAUACCACAGCAUCAUCUAACAGUAUCUUAAAUGAGAUGUCUCACCAUACAAAUCAAAAGAAAGAUGGUUCUGAAGAUGAACCAUUCAAACAAUUCAGAUUGCUUCCAGGGAUUCAAGAAAAUGCCACAGACAAGGAAAUUCCAAAUAGUGACCAAACCAGAGCAGAUCUGGAUUCAUCUCUAAAUGUAAAAAAUCCUGUUCAGUGUCAGAAAUACAGUUUGCAGGAUUCAAGUAAUGUUAUGUUAGAUGAUAAACAAUGUAAAAUAAACCAAAUGCAACUGUUAAGUAAAAAAAGUGAGUGCAGUGUAUUGCCAUUUAAACAAACUUCAGUUUUUCAGCAAAUCUGUAACGAUACCUCAGAGAAACCAGAACUACCUAUUUCCUCUGAUACAGCAGUUAACCACCCCAUUUCAUCUGCUUUCAGUGAUAAUUUGAAAGUACUUAAGAAUGCAAAUAAAAAUGUUAAUAUUAUGCCUACAUUGGUGAAACCCAACUCAAGCCCUAGGGAAAGAACUAUAUGGAAAAAUCUGAAUGAUAUGGACACUAGUCAACUAAAGAACUGUUUGGGAUAUUUAGAAAACAGUGUCACCAUUUCCCAUCUCCAGAUUAACAAUGAGAAUGUACAUACUUCACAAGCCAAAGACAUGAAAACGGCUGUUCCUACAAAAACUUCCACGGAAAUACAGUUUUCCAAUAAAGAGAGUCAGAUUGAUGAGAAUCAGAUAACUGAAGCCACAAAAAAUGACCUCUUCCUUUUUGUGAAUGUUAAUGAAAGACAGCAUACAUUGUUAAAUAAUACAGAGAAAACAGAGUCAUUAAAUGACAUCGUUUCAGGAGAAAUUUACAGUGAAGGACAGCUGGAAGAAUCAUGUUCAUUUCACAUAAAGCCAUCUGGAGAUUUAGUAAACAGAAGUGGAAGGUCAGCCUUUGAUCUUUCAACUUCAGAUAAAAAAACUGAGAAAAUUCCAGUAUAUGUGAAUUUCUUAGACCCCAGUCCUUGGUCAAAAGUAAAUCAAAUUGAAAGUCAAACACUGAGCACUUCAACCUCUAGCAUUCCUUUGUUGCUGCAGGAGAGACCAACAGGCCCAUCAGAAAACAAAAAUAUGGUUUCAGUGACACUUUGCAAAAAUGUUGAUGGUAUCAGGAAGGAUACUGGCCCAGAUACUACCAGCAUUAACAGAGUUGCUGACACUUUGAAUAGCUCAAGUAUCCAUCCAGAUCCCAAGGGAGAGCCCAGCAAAGAGAGGAAUGCAAUUGCAAAGACUUUUUACGAUUCUUCUUUUCCCACAGAACACGUGAAAAUAAAGCCUCUGAAAUCAACUCUGCCACAAAGCCAUUUUCAGGCAAUCAAGAUUAAAGAUACUACCAAUGUGGCUGCAUCAUCUCCUGGUGAAGAGGACUGGCAGAGCCUGGAAACAAAUCAAGUUAAUGAAAUCGAAAAGUUCCUAAGCUUAGAAAAUGACAACCACCCUAAGAAAAGAAAAACAGAAGAGAUGCUGGAAAAAAUGACAGAGUAA